Molecule: messenger RNA, 1524 nt
Organism: Cavenderia fasciculata
Lineage: Eukaryota; Evosea; Eumycetozoa; Acytosteliales; Cavenderiaceae
Exons: 5
Coding region: 1-1524 (507 amino acids)
Source: RefSeq, a predicted model, not a curated record
AUGAAGUUUGCAGUAGUAGCCAUCAUUGUCUGUUUGAUGAUGCUUCUUUCAGUAGCAUUCACAACUGAAUCAACAAAUCAAAUUGAAAGUUCACUUGAAACUGAUACCAUCCAAUACGAUAGCGUUUGUAUUGUUGAAAAUACUGGUUCUAGUGGAUGUGUAACUUCAAAUAAUAAUAUUAUUACAUGCCCAGUAUUAUCAAAUUGUAUCAAUAGCCAAACAUCAUCAAAAUCAUUAAACAUUAGAGUAAAGGAUGGUGUUUAUGGAAAGAAUGGUUCUGAAGCAUGCUCACCAUACUCAAUGAGUGCCAACUUUAGAUUGUUAAACAUUGAGUCAUACACACCCAAUUCGAAACAUGUCGACUUUUAUUGUGGUAGCACCUUUUUAAACUAUGCCUCUAUGUCGUUGCCAAAGAUUACCAUCAAUAUUAAGAAUAUCAAUGUUUAUCGUUUGAGAAGUAGUUUCCCUGCCGAUACUGGUGCCAUCGUUGUCAGCUCACCAUACGACUCUACUUUGAACCUUGUAAACUCUAAUUUUAACGGUUUCUACUCACAAGACAACGGUGGUACUGUCAACGCCCAAGGUUUCUAUGUCAUAUUGAACCAAACUACCAUCACCAACUCGGUCUCUAAUAUUAAUGGUGGUGCCAUCUACACUGAUGAACAAGUCAUCAUUGAUUCUUCCACUAUCGUAGGCUGCUCUGCCUUGUACAACGGUGGUGCCAUCUAUGCCGACCAAAUCUCAAUGACCAACGCCAACAUCUCCAACAACCAAGCUGCCAACUCUGGUGCCAUUGCCUCCAACAUCACCACAAUCUAUCAGUCCUACCUCAACAAUAAUCGCGCUUCACAUAAUGGUGGUGUCAUUGCUAUUGACUAUAAAGCCUCAUUCUUCUCUGCCGACCUCUCUGUCUUCCAAGGCAACACUGCUUCCAAUAAUGGUGGUGUCGUCCACUUGAAUGCAGUCAUUGAAUUCUAUGCUACCACUUGUUCAUUCUCAACCAGUGUUGCUCAAGCUGGCGGUGUCAUUUAUGCAUCGACUCCAUAUUCCCAAGAUGGAUAUGUAAAUAUGAAUUUAACUUCAAGUAGUUUCUUCUCUAACCGUGCAUUGAAUGAUGGUGCUGGUGACUGUAUCAACUUUGUAAACAGUCACAUCGGUAUUAUCGGUGGUGUCUUUUACACUGACAGUCAACAUUAUGGUCCAUUUGGUGGUCUUUCCUAUCUAUUGAAACUCGGUCCAGUAACCUAUACCAAUGAUUGUCCAAUCACCAAUCCACUUGUUGUUAACAAUGCUAAUGAUGAAUAUUUAUGUGGUGGUUUUGAGUCAUGGUCAUCAUCUAGUUACUAUUGGAGCAGUGAUUCUUCUAAUGGUGAUGAUCGUCAUGGAAGUAUGUUGGCCGGUCUCCUCUUUUCCAUUUUAGUCGGUAUCUUUGCUCUUGCAUUUUUCUUUGGUUUUACUAUUCGUGGAUUCAAAGAUUUUCAUCCAACCUUUAUUAUUAUCAAUAAUAAUAAUAAAAGAGACUAA